Molecule: messenger RNA, 996 nt
Organism: Rasamsonia emersonii CBS 393.64
Lineage: Eukaryota; Fungi; Ascomycota; Eurotiomycetes; Eurotiales; Trichocomaceae
Product: Sterol delta 5,6-desaturase
Exons: 3
Coding region: 1-996 (331 amino acids)
Biological process (GO): lipid biosynthetic process
Molecular function (GO): iron ion binding; oxidoreductase activity
Source: RefSeq, a predicted model, not a curated record
AUGGACAUCGUGCUCGACGUCGUCGACACUUUCGCCUUCGAUCGGCUCUAUGCCACCGUCCUCCCAGCGAACAAGCCCGCCAACGACGAGCUGCUUGCGACGUACAACCAGAAUGUCGGCCGCUAUGUGGCGCUGCAGCCGUCCAGAUGGGCUCUCCUGAGCAGCUGGCCGCGAGACGACAUUCACAGACAGGCUCUCAGCUUGUUCCUCAUCACAUGGUUCUUCGGGCUAAUCCUCUACUUCCUCGGCUCGACCAUCUCAUACCACUUCGUCUUCGACAAGACAGCAAUGAAGCACCCGAAAUUCCUCCGCAACCAGCUCGCAAUGGAGAUCAAGCAGGCGAUGUCAGCGAUGCCGGUGAUGGCAGCCCUGACGACGCCCUUCUUCGUCGCCGAGGUGCGCGGCUACACCAAGCUGUACGACUCGGUCGACCAGGCCCCUCACCCGCUGUACACCUAUCUGCAGUUUCCCCUUUUCAUCGCCUUCACCGACUGCUGCAUCUACUGGAUCCAUCGCGCCCUCCACCACCCGCUCCUCUACAAGCGUCUGCACAAGCCCCAUCACAAGUGGAUCGUCCCGACCCCUUACGCUAGCUAUGCCUUCCACCCCGUUGAUGGAUGGAGUCAGAGCGUACCGUAUCAUAUCUUCCCGUUUCUGUUCCCGCUGCAGAAGGCGGCGUAUAUUGGCUUGUUUGUGUUUGUCACCAUUUGGACGGUGCUGAUUCACGACGGCGAAUACGCCACCAACUCCCCCCUCAUCAACGGCUCCGCCUGCCACACCAUGCACCACCUGUACUUCAACUACAACUACGGGCAAUUCCUCACCUUCUGGGACCGCGUGGGCGGCAGCUACCGCAAGCCCUACCCGGAGCUGUUCGACCGCAAGCUGAAGAUGGGUCAGCAGGAGUGGGAGCGGCAGGCCCGUGAGGCGGAGAAGUUGGUGCGAGAGGUUGAGGGGGUGGAUGAGAGGACUUAUGGGCAGAAAAAGGAUGAGUAG